AUGGGGAAAGAAACAAGGGACAACUCUGACUGUUUCGAGCCCCAGCCACUUCAGGAUUGGCCCUGGGAGUACUACAUCACCAUGGUCAAGUGGGCAACCAGCACCAAGGUCGCCGUGACCUGGCUGAACCGGGCGCAGAACGUAUCCAUCCUUACCCUCUGUGAUGCCACCACGGGGGUCUGCACCAAGAAACACGAGGAUGAAAGUGAGGCCUGGCUCCACAGACAGAAUGAAGAGCCAGUGUUCUCCAAGGACGGCCGGAAGUUUUUCUUUGUCAGGGCGAUCCCCCAGGGAGGACGAGGAAAAUUCUAUCACAUCACCGUGUCGUCAUCCCAGCCCAAUAGCAGCAACGACAACAUCCAGUCCAUCACCUCUGGGGACUGGGACGUGACCAAGAUCCUGUCCUAUGAUGAGAAGAGGAAUAAGAUCUACUUCCUGAGCACGGAGGACCUGCCUCGGAGACGACAGCUCUACAGCGCUGACACGGUGGGUGACUUCAACCGGCAGUGCCUGUCCUGUGACCUGGUGGGGAACUGCACCUACUUCAGCGCCUCCUUCAGCCACAACACGGACUACUUCCUGCUCAAGUGCGAGGGUCCUGGAGUUCCUACGGUGACAGUGCACAACACUACAGAUAAGACAAAAAUUUUCGACCUAGAAACAAAUGAACACGUGCAGAAAGCCGUAAAUGACCGACAGAUGCCUAAAGUAGAAUACAAGAAAAUCGAGAUUGACGAUUACAACCUGCCCAUGCAGAUCCUGAAGCCCGCAACCUUCACCGACACUGCCCACUACCCGCUGCUCCUGGUGGUGGACGGCACCCCCGGGAGCCAGAGCGUGGCUGAGAAGUUCGAAGUGACCUGGGAGACGGUGAUGGUGAGCAGCCAUGGAGCGGUGGUGGUCAAGUGCGACGGCCGAGGCAGCGGCUUCCAGGGGACCAAGCUCCUGCACGAAGUGAGGAGGAGGCUGGGCUCCCUGGAGGAGAAGGACCAGGUGGAGGCCGUGCGGACGAUGCUCAAAGAGCAGUACGUGGAUAAGACACGGGUCGCCGUGUUCGGGAAGGAUUACGGUGGGUACCUGACCACUUACAUCCUCCCAGCGAAAAGUGAAAACCAAGGUCAGAUUUUCACCUGCGGCUCUGCUCUCUCUCCAAUAACAGACUUCAAACUCUACGCUUCUGCAUUUUCCGAGAGGUACUUGGGCCUCCACGGGCUGGACAACAGAGCAUAUGAGAUGACCAAAGUUGCCCAUCGGGUGGCAGCGCUGGAGGAGCAGCAGUUUCUGAUCAUCCACGCAACCGCGGACGAGAAAAUCCAUUUCCAGCACACAGCAGAACUCAUUACACAACUAAUCAGAGGAAAGGCCAAUUACAGCUUGCAGAUAUACCCAGACGAAAGCCAUUACUUCAGCAGCGCCGCCCUCCAACAACAUCUGUACCAAUCCAUCGUCAACUUCUUCGUGGAGUGCUUCCAGAUUCAGGACAAACUACCGACAGUCACGACGAAAGAGGACGAGGAGGAGGACUGACCACACGUCAUCUCUAAGCACAAACGUGGCUCUUUCUAUGACAAUAUGCAACCAAGGAACUGUCCCCUCCUUCUCCCCACUCCCCAGGGCUGGGGCGGGGCGGAAGAGCUAGUGUCCCCACAGCAUGUCUCAGAUACUGAGGGCAGCUCUGCUUCAGAAACAAGCUCCCUCCCUGGUGGUCAACACUGAUGACCCCGGCAGAGCCUGGAACCACUCCACGUCAGCAGCAUCGCCUCCCCUGCCCCACAGUGACUGGCGUGUCCCAUGGCCCCUCCCCCAGGAACACAGCGGAGGAUGAUGGCAGCCAGAGCCCACAAGGAACCAGCCCUUCCAUUCGAGCUAUCGAGCAGUAGCAUUAAGACCCACCCUGUGCGUGAACAGCAUGACAUCCUGUCUUCAUUACAGUGCCCUGGAAAGAAAAGCAGAAGCACUUAGAGCACAAUUGUCGUGACAGUGCGGUGUGCACAUAUCGGCUUGCUCCCGGCUGCAGUUAGGAGGUUCAGCCUUGCAAGCGGCUGCGCCAAGCAAACAGACUCUUUCUGUAUAAAGCAUUACUGUAGCUACGCCAGUGCUUAACCUUACAGAGUUCAUUUGGGUUCUUCUGGGUUUAGCCUACGCUCCAUGGUCUCCCAGUCACCGGAUUGUUCUGCUGUGCUUUUCUUUUGCUUUCUUUUCCUUUUGUUCCAUCAGUGUGUAGACUUUGCACUUUUUGGAUAAAGAAACAGCUCAGAAGCGGCUGCUUCUCCUCAAGGUUGUCUUCAGACUUUGUGGAGAUGCUACGAGAUGCUGGCAGCGGGGGCAGCGGGGAAAGCAUCCACUAGCACUCACUAAAAGAAAACACGUAAAUAAAACUGUUCCCACCAAGCUUCGUCAGGGUUUGGCUGUAGAUUUGCAGUGCUCAUUUACAUAUGUCCUUAAAACCAUCCUCGUCCUCCUCAACAAGCUGUCAAGUCUUUUCACAUGACAUUUGCUUAAAAACAUAGACAGACACGGCAUUGAUUCCACCCCAGGUCUGUUGAGUGUGCUCUGGUCACGACAGUCCCAAUGGGAAGUGCAGGACCGUGCCGGCAUCUGCCUCGGGUCCUGGGGAUGGUGCCGUUCCCUCCUGUUGCAAGCAGUAAGGUCAAUGCCAUUCUGCGUUAGCCUUGCAAGAUGUGCUCUGACAAGUGCACGGCCGGGGUUCCAGUGUAUAUUCCAUUUUGCUGUACAUAGAGGAAGACAUGUGCGUCAGGCACCUGUGCAGUUGCCGCCCGCCCCCGCCAGCGCCAACCUUGUGCUGAGCUUGCAUGCUGACACGCUCGGCGGAUCUGGACUCUCUAAAAGUGCUAGUUUGAAAUAUAUCAAUUACCGUCCUUUCUUUUUGAGCUUGUUGACAACCUGAAUGUCAGUACUGAUUUCUCUAGCUUCUGUUCCCGCUGGGAAUGUCCUUGACGUCCUGCCAGCAGACGAGAUGUGUCCAUGUCACUAUUUGGUGUUUGGGGUUUUGGUUUCAUGCACAUGAGCUUUGAAUGUCAGUUAUACUAGGUGGAUUGGAAAAUCUCCAUUGUGGGAUUUUUUUUUUAAGGGAAUACGUCACUCUUUGUGGAAAGGAUCAGCGCGCUGACAAACAGGACCGAUGUGAACACGACAUGAUCAUGCUUUUGCUAUUUCAGUGAGCUUGACCAACCGCAAAGCCAACUAGGUCUGAAAAGGGAAGCCAGCUCUGGCCACCAGCUCUGGUUGGAGGGGAGUGGGAUGUGGCAUGUGGCACUGGUUCAUCCAUGGAAUAAAACAUUAUUUUACCACUCGGA
Galeopterus variegatus (Sunda flying lemur) is the source of this 3317-nucleotide messenger RNA. RefSeq names its product dipeptidyl-peptidase 6 (gene DPP6). Gene Ontology annotation, molecular function: serine-type peptidase activity; dipeptidyl-peptidase activity. Lineage: Eukaryota; Metazoa; Chordata; Mammalia; Dermoptera; Cynocephalidae. Gene Ontology annotation, biological process: proteolysis. Bases 1 to 1527 code for a protein of 508 amino acids. The record is from RefSeq and is a predicted model, not a curated record. The transcript has 17 exons.